Molecule: messenger RNA, 2963 nt
Organism: Oncorhynchus masou masou (cherry salmon)
Lineage: Eukaryota; Metazoa; Chordata; Actinopteri; Salmoniformes; Salmonidae
Product: extracellular serine/threonine protein kinase FAM20C-like
Exons: 10
Coding region: 1066-2772 (568 amino acids)
Biological process (GO): protein phosphorylation; enamel mineralization
Cellular component (GO): Golgi apparatus
Molecular function (GO): phosphotransferase activity, alcohol group as acceptor
Source: RefSeq, a predicted model, not a curated record
UGUGUGCAUGUGUGUGUGUGUGCGCGUCUGUGUGGGUGUGCGUGCGUGUGUCUGUUUCUGGAGGAAGGGCCCUGGUGGUCAAAAGUAGUGCACUAUAUAAGGAAUAGGGUGCCAUUUGGCAUGCAAGCUCAGUAGACGGAGGGCUGGGGCUGUAGACUAAUGAGGCUGAAAAUAGAGAAAGAGAACCAGUCCAUAGAGAAUGAGAGCCAGUGGGUGACGACCCGUCAAGAGUGUGUGUGUCUGUAUCGGUGUGUGUGUGCCUUGUGUAAUAAAUCCCAUCUACAAUUCAAUCCAAUUACGCAUUACAAUAUGUAUUUCUAUUGAAAGUAUCUGGUGUUCUAAAAAACAAAUCCUCAAAUAAAGGGGUAAUAUGAAUGUCCCCUCCUCACUGUAACGUCCAUCCCGGUCACACUAACCUGGCUCCUACCUCUGUUCUGUUUGAACUAGCAUGACCACACAGAUAACAGGAUCACUAUCAGCUGUCUGUCAGGGAGAGAAAGGGAGAAAAAAAUUGACAAAAUGAAAAUGUACUACAAGUGUAUUUUUGCCCUGUCACAUUUAUUGAGGAUCCAGAGAGAGAGAGAGGGGAAGAGAGAGUCUCACAACUUAUUGGCACAUUGUGAAAAAACAAAGUAAGUAAUGCAUUAGUCAUCCUGCUGCUGCUUCAUACUGGGAAUGUUGGAGCGGUGGGCCUUCAAUAAUAUAUUGAUUCUCUUUAGCAGUGCUUGAUUCUCAGGGUAGCUAACUGGAAUCACGUUGUGUCUGUGCUUUGAUGAGGAGAGGAGAUGUUGUUAGAUGUUAGAUUUGUGUUAAGGAAUACUGGCUGGCUGUUUCUGGCUGGCUGUCUGGUGGCUGGCUGGCUGCAUAGCUGGCUGGCUGUCUUUUCUGUCUGUCUGCCCGCCUGCUUGCCCGGUUAUGACUCUGUCACGUUUCCCUUAGUUUCCUUUAUGCCUGUUAAUCUGUCAUGACUCUUGACUCAACAACUGCCUUCUUCUGAGUUUUGAAUAUUAUAAAGCAGAUUAUAUUUGAAAGUAAUGUGAAUUGAAGUUUUCACUCUCUCCCAGCAUGGCGAGGCAGGGUGUGGGUCGUCUCUCUCAUUCCGUCUGUUUGGUAUUGACAUGUCUGUCCCUGGCUCUCCACCUCAUCCUGGCCCUCUUCUGUCUCUCCGUCCUCCAAACAUCCUGCAUUAUCCCCCCCCCCUCCUCCUGUUCCUCCUCUUUGUCUUUUCCUGGAACUGUUCCCCAUGGAAAACAGGGGAGAUCUCACUCCCUUUCCUCACAAAGCAGCUCACACAAAUUACCAGUAAGUCGCAUGAAUGGAGACUUUACCAAAAUGGCCACCCACAUAGACCACAAGGUGGAGGCCUCAUUCAACAUUGUCAAUGAGAAGGAGAAAGAUAAAAAGCUGAUUCAAACCAAAAUGGCCACCAAAGUGGGCCAACGGAUCAGCAGUCGCUCCAAGCUGGAGGCCCUCUUCAGCCACCCGCUGUACAACCUGCCACGCAAACAUCUGCUGGAAGACGAUUGGCUGCUGAAGUUGAAGCCAAAGAACAAGGGAGGGGACAGUGAGGAGGAAGAUGAGGAGGAGGACAGUGACAAAAGCAGUGAAGAUAGUGAGUGGCAGAGUGACAGCGAGGAGGAUGGCUAUGACCGAGCUAAUUGGACUAGAAGUGCGGACACCCACCCUGCCUGGCUGAGGUACCACCUUGGGAUCUCUCGCUGGGAGCUGUAUGACAGGAAUGACCCUAGCGUUGCCGAGGUGACUCAACAGAUGGCCACACAACGCAUCCUCAGCGCAGUGCAGAAGAGUGGGGGUACCCAGCUCAAGCUGAUCAUGUCAUUCCCCAACUACGGACAGGCCCUCCUCAAACCCAUGAGGCAGGAGAGAGAUGCAGAGACAGACUUCAACCUGUUCUACUUCUCUGACUUUGAGAGACACAAUGCAGAGAUUGCUGCCUUCCACCUAGACAGGGUGCUAGGUUUCUGUAGAAUCCCUCCAGUGGUAGGUAGACUCAUCAACAUAACCACAGAGAUCAGAGCUAUCACCACAGACCACAAACUAUCCAGAACCUUCUUCACCUCUCCUGUGGGUAAUUUGUGUUUCCACGGCCAGUGUGAAUACUACUGCUCCACAGAGAACCCAGUGUGUGGUCGACCCCAUGUCUUGGAGGUGUCCCUGGCCUCCAUGCUGCCUGACCUCUCCCUGGCCCCCAGACGCUCCUGGAGGUCCCCUUGGAGGCGGUCCUACAGCCGCACCAAACUGGCUCCAUGGGAGAAGAACCCAGAUUACUGUGACACGGUGAAACAGACUCCUCCAUACAACCAAGGCACCAGACUAGUGGAUCUAAUUGACAUGGUCAUUCUGGACUUCCUCAUGAGUAAUAUGGACAGACAUCACUACGAGACUUUUGAGAAGUUUGGGAAUGACACUUUCCUGCUGCACCUAGACAACGGGAGGGCGUUUGGGCGUCAUUCUGUGGAUGAACCCUCCAUAUUGGUGCCCUUACGACAGUGUUGCAGGAUCCGUCGCUCAACUCUCAUGCGUCUGCGUCUCCUGUCCCUCCCGGGCUUCCGUCUGAGUGAUGUCAUGAGGGAGUCUCUGUCCCAGGAUCCCCUGGAGAGUGUGGCCCCCCUCCUCUCUGUACAACACCUCUCCGUGCUGGACCGUCGUCUGAAAACCAUCCUGCAGGCUGUACACACCUGUCUGGAGCACCAUGAUGAUGUUAUCCAUGAUGACCUACAGGGAUAUGAUGUUAACUUAUACCGGCACUAGACAAUAAUUAAGACUGAACAUCCAUUUACAAAACCAUCACUGCAAUAUGUCUAUCAUUGGAUUCAGCUGUUGUUGAUGAUAAGAUUAUUGUAUUAUCAAUCAAUCAGUUAAUUAUAUGUAUACAUUCAUUGCACAUUUUAACUGUGUGUGUUGCCUAAUGAAAACAAAAAUUAUAAAGUGUUUUAGCAUUA